AUGCGUUCUACACUUAUAGGCUCGGCGGCGGCCCUUGCCGGGCUCGUCCGCAUGGUGACAGCGGCUACGACAUCAGCCGCAUACACCGAUCCCAAGACUGGCAUUGACUUCCAACAAUACUCUGCCAACGGUGGCCAGUUUACCUUCGGUAUUGCUCUUCCCGAGACGAUCGAGUCAGACUUUAUCGGACAGCUUGUGGUGCCAAUCAGCAAGACAGGAGGAUGGGGAGCUGUUUCGCUAGCCGGGAGCAUGUUAAACCACCUCCUGCUCGUUGCUUGGGCCAACGGAGAGGAGGUCGUCAGCACUUUCCGAACCGCCAGUGCAUAUGCCAAUCCAGCUGUCUACGACGCCACCGAGGUCAGCGCACUGCCGAUCGCCAACGGAACAUUCGUCAACAGCACCCAUUUCUCUUUCACUUUCCUCUGCGAGGGAUGUAUCGUGGGUGGUACAACAUCGUUCAAGGCGACAGACGAGACACCUGUGCUCGGAUGGGCACUUUCUUCUUCAGACCCUACAACUCCCUCCGACCCCACCAGCGACCUGCCUUACCACGAUGCCGGAUUUGGACUGUACGGAGUCCCAGCUGCUGAUGCUCAGUCAGCCAAAUUCGAGACUUGGGCUUCGUGGGCCUCCGCGGCUGCCACACCUACGCCAGGAGCCGGCAGCAACUCAACCACACCAGUGGCUGGCAACGCCACUGCCGCUGCUCCCACCACCUCCAACGUGACCUACGACGUGAUUGUCGUUGGUGGUGGCCCUGCUGGUAUCAUCGCUGCUGAGCGUAUUGCCGAGUCUGGUUCAAGCGUCCUCCUGAUCGAGCGUGGUCCAGCUAACACCGUCGCACUCGGGUCCGAAGAGGGUCUGGAAUGGAACAACACCCUGACUCCAUAUGAUAUCCCCGCCCUUGGAAGCAGCCUGUCUGCCAUUCCCGGCACCAAGGUGUGCAGUGACACCGCCUCGAUGGCUGGUUGUCUUCUGGGAGGAUCUAGCUCCAUCAACGGAGAGAACUUCAUCCGCCCUCCUGCGCACGACUUUGAGAACUGGCCCGCGGGAUGGUCCUCGAGCGAUGUGAGCAAGGCCGCUGACCGCCUGUACUCCCGCAACCCCGGUACCACUCAGCCCUCUGCUGACGGAAAGCACUACGACGACAUGGCCUACUCAGUUGUGUCUUCCUACCUGGACGCGCAAGGCUGGACCAACGUUGACUCCAUCGAGACACCCAACGAGAAGCACAUGGUCUACUCUCGACCCGCUUGGUCCAUCACCAACAACCUCCGUGCCGGCCCUGCCAGGACCUACAUGCCCUUCGCUGAGGACCUCGACAACUUCACCCUCAAGCUCGGCACUAAGGUCAUCCAAGUUAAGCGCACUGGCAGCAGCGUCACUGGUGUCCUUGCCGAGCUCGAGGAUGGCAGCCAGCAGAUCAUCAACCUGAAGGAAGGUGGCAAGGUCGUCCUCGCCGCCGGCGCCCUGUCCACUCCUAGAGUCCUCUGGAACUCUGGCAUCGGCAGGUCUGAUGCCCUGAAGAUUGUCCAGGGUGGUACGACUGGCGUCAAGCUGCCUGACGAGGCCGACUGGAUCGACCUUCCUGUUGGCCACGGCCUCAAGGAUCACGCCCAGGCUCCUCUGCAGUUCAAGACCUCCGCCAACUACACCGCCUACAAGUACGACAGCAUUGCGACCGACCCCGUCGAGUCCGACGUGGCGCUCUAUAAGCAAGGUUCCGGUGUCCUUACCCAGGCCGCGCAGAGGAUGCACCUGUGGACAUCCGUCAACGGCACUGAUGGCCGCGAGCGUUACCUGCAGGGAACUGUCAGCUCCAUGAAGGACGGCACGGUCACCAUCAAGGCCUUCCUAACCCACGGCACCACCUCCACCGGCGAGCUCGGAAUCACUGCCGGCGGCAACACCGUCCUGAACGUGAAGCCAUGGCUGGUGGACGAGGCGGACAGGGCUGCUUUCUCCGACUUCAUCCAGUGGUGGAUGGACGUCACCACCAAGAGCAACGGCUCCAUCGCCUCCACCAUGGCUCUCGACGCGAGCUCCACCCCUGACUCCAUCCUCGCCGACAGCCUGAUCUCGGGUGACCACUGGGUCGGCACCACCAAGAUGGGCACCGAUGACGGGCGGAGCAACGGAACCAGCGUCGUCGACACCGACACCAGGGUCUACGGCACCGACAACCUCUUCGUCGUCGAUGCCUCGAUCCACCCCGACCUGCCCACUGGAAACACACAGGCCAUCAUCAUGGUUGUUGCUGAGCACGCGGCCGAGAAGAUUGCCGCCUUCGAUGUCGCCACCGGCAGCUCUCCGGACACGGGUGCCGACGAUGCUGCCCCCUGCAAGAGGAGGAAGAGGGACAGCAUGGGCCGCGUUAUCCGCCGCCGUUACUAG
Messenger RNA from Diaporthe amygdali, 2394 nucleotides. RefSeq lists its product as uncharacterized. Gene Ontology annotation, molecular function: flavin adenine dinucleotide binding; oxidoreductase activity, acting on CH-OH group of donors. The coding region runs from base 1 to 2394 and encodes 797 amino acids. The transcript has a single exon. Lineage: Eukaryota; Fungi; Ascomycota; Sordariomycetes; Diaporthales; Diaporthaceae. The record is from RefSeq and is a predicted model, not a curated record.